CUGGGGAAAGUUAACGAACGUUGUUGCUCAGGGCCAGUUUGCACUGACAACUUGUUUACAGAAUGUAAUUUAGGCUUAAUAUUGUCAAAAAUAUCACAUUGAUUGGUAAGGAAUGAAGACAAAAAAAUUGAAGUCUGCCAAAAUUGGAAGCAACAGGAAGAAAGUCCCCAGUGAUGUGUCCCCCUCCACAAGCCUCCCUCCUCUGGUUGAGGGUCAGCUGCGAUGCUUUCUACGAGUGACAGUAAGCAGAGUUUUAUGGACAGUCCCCAAGCCUUUCCCGACAACUUUUAUCAGAUUGCGCUGGUGGGGAGAGUCGUCCAUUGGGACCCAGUUCAAACCACGGGAUGCGUCACAAACGGCACAGAAGACCGUGAAGUCCACAGCUCGCUUUCCCAUCCGAUGUGGACCGAAGCAGUUCACAUCCUACUUAACAGAUAUGGGCUCUCUGGUGCUGGAGGUGCUGACAAAGCCAGAACACCUGCCAAUUGCUCGUGCUCAGGUUGCUGGGAUUUCUCGGCUCUCUCUGUCACACUCCAUCAGUGGGUUCUUCACUCUGGUGUCUCCAACGUCUGAGAAGCUUGGAGAAUUACAGGUAUCGCUUGCUCUGGAGGCCCUGACUGAAACAUACGACAGCAGCUGCUCAGUUCCCACCACAGACAUGAGUAUCGAAACGGCUGUGUCUGCAUUCGGGUCCACAUUGAAGCCAGCAUCUCAGCCAAACAUUCUGGUGGUGCCCUCCUUGUCCAGACCACUCUCUGUCAACAGUGGGAAAGAAUCAGGGAGCAAUACGCCAAGAGGGAAAGACCAUUUGUACUUCCAAAAUGCCAGGAUGGAAAAAAAGACUGACGUGGCACUUGAGAACCAAAAGCCAACAUAUAGUAGAUCUCAACAUGGACAGGGAGUGGCAAAUCCCACAGUGCAGGAAUCGCCUCACGGACAGGCUGCCAACGACAUACUCUCAGUUCUUUUAGAGCGUGGAAGCAAGCUUAGAAAUGCCAUGGUGGUAUCAGCUUUAAAGUCUGACAUUAACACUGAACUGGCUUUAAAAGACACUCCUCUACCUCUUCCAAAGGACAACAUAGGAGCACCACCAAUGCCGUCCAUUCCUCCCUGUGGAAGGCUACUGCAGAACAUUCUGCAUGCUGACUCCAAUCUCCUGCAGUCUCCCCACAGUCCCCCAGACUACCUCAGCCCAGACUGUACUGCUGCUGACACUGAGAACAGGGCAGUGGAUCUGCUGCUGGGCAGUUUGAACGGAUCUGCUCUCCCUAUCUGGGAUGGAGAGGGCUCUCCUCCUGAUUCUUUCCUCAGUGUGUAUGGAGACAGUGAACUCAAUGACCCACAGUAUGACCAGAGCCUGCUAGAGAACCUCUUCUACAAAGCUCCUAUGUGUAACAACGGUCCAAGUGAUGACGACAAGGCUGGUCCUUCUCCAAAGAAGAAUCUCAAGAAGAGUGGUGAUGGUGAAGAGCUGAGGCACUCUGGUCCAAAGAAAAGUGGAGGCCUGGACUUAGAAGAUGUGCAGAAUCCAGGGACUGAGGAUAUGCUUCCUGGGCUGAGUAUGGAUCAGCUCACUGUCCUAGGUGGGGUUCGGUUGGCCAGAGUGGUGAUCCACUCCCUGACUGUGCCUCCAGACAGCACCACCACCACACCUAGGAAGAUCUCUGGCAAAGGGAAACCUCCUCGACCCCUCUCUUCUAAGAAAUGCUCCUAUUUUGUGGAGUACCUGUUCCCUGUAGCUUCCAGCAGGCAUGAUCCUAGUCAGGCCAUGGCAGCAGAGGUGACACAAGUCUUCUCUAGUAAAGUUACAGGAGGAGUGGUGAACUUCCAGCGGCGAGGUGUGUUUCCUGUCCACUUCAGUGGGUCAACUAUUAAGCAGUGGUGGGGAACAGAACUCUCAUUUAACAUCUACUCCAGGAAAAGCUCCCAGAAGAAACCUAUAGCCAUUGGCAAGGCUGUGUUCCCACUCCGAUGUCUUCUGCAGAGGGAACAGCUGAGUCAGACUAUCAUUCUCCCUGUCCAGAGUCUGCAGGGGACUGGUGAGAGCCAGGACAUCGGCUCCCUCAAGGUGUCACUUGAAUUGGCUGCAGACAACAAAGAUUUCUCAUCAGCCAAUGGUCAAAGGUCAGCUGGAGCUGGUUCCAGAGCCCCCUCCCGUGCCCUGACCAGUCCCCAGAGAGAUGCUAGCCCCUCCAGGGUGGACAUGACGACCAUUAGGCCUCAGCAUCAGGACACAAGAGGGGAGGAUAUCCCUCUAUCUACUGUUACUAAUAGAGAUUCCAGGACGGGAAAAAGACCUGUGGCCCCUCAAGGUCCCUCACCUCUCACCAGCCUCCAGACAUCUCCUCACAGACCUCAGGCCUAUCAGGUGGUGGUGGAGGAGGAGGACAGUGAGGUGCUGCUGCAUGCUUUGCUCAUGGUGCCUAAUGGAAAGGACUUUAACUGUGGACCCAUGCAGCCUCCUAAUGUCUACCUGAACUGUAAGCUCUUUGGCCAGGAUGAGACGUCCAGAUCAGUGACCAGCUGGGGCCAGACAAACCCCUCGUUCAACUUUGUACAGGUGGCUCCUGUGGCCUUGACCUCGAGGCUGUUGGAUAGGAUGAGGAACAAUGUGAUGGUGAUUGAGGUUUGGCAGAGAGCAGGAAACUCAGGGCAGGAUCGGCUCCUAGGGCUGGUCAAACUACCCCUCCACCAGUUCUACAUGUCCUUCAGAGACCCCAAGAUUUCCCACCUUCUGCUGCAAGCUCAGUACCCAGUGUUAGGGGUGGACAGCUACAUGCCAGUCAUUGACGUGUUUUCAGGCAUUAUCAAGGGCAACCUCCGGGUGCUUCUAGCCAUGGGCCUAUCUGGCCAAAUAGUAUCUCUGCAGCGUAUGCGGGAGGAAGAACUUGCCUCUGUGUCUCAUCUCCCAAGACCAGCCCAUUUGCUGGAUCACCAACCACAUAAGGAACAAAAUGUGAAGCCGUCUCCCGAGGAGUCUAUGAGAGAGCACCUAUUUGUGGUGAAAGUGGAGAGCGUGAAGGGGCUGACACCACUACAGUCUACAGUCUGGGGGGAGGCUGACUGUUAUGUCCAGUACACCUUCCCUACUCAGGAGGAGCCUCCUGCUCAAAGUCUAGACCCAAAUCUUUUAGAGUGCAGUGUGAAUCUGAGGCAGUUCCGUACCACCACUACCCUGUGUGUUCCUGACCCAGUGUUUGGCCACAGUGAGAGCCAUGUGCUGCUGGCUCCUGUAGGAGUCCCAGUCCAGAGACUGCUCCUCAGCUCCUUCUCCAGCCAGGGACUGACCAACGGAGGAGGCAUCCUGUUUGAAGUGUGGUGCAGGUACUAUUACCCAAAUGUCCGCGACCAGCUGGUGGCUAAAGGGAUGCUGCCCCUGUCCAAGCUGUGUGCCAUGGUGACCAUGCAGAGACAACAGCCCACUGAAGCCCAGGUCUUCUCCCUUCCGCUGAUGCCCAGGACUGACAGCCCUGCUGGACGCCAACCUCAGCCCUCAGGAUUGCUUGAUGUGUAUGUUCAUUACAAACAACGUCCGUUGAGCUCUGAUGUAAGGAGGGGGGCGGUUGUCUCUCGGGUGGUGACCAUGGUGGUUCAGGUGCACAGGGCAGCAGGACUACAGGCAGCAGCAAGGGCUUUGUCAGAGCAAGAUGAAAUGUUCCAGUACUAUGCUGAUGUUGGGGUGAACGUGUACGUUACUGCCCAGCUCUCCUUCCUGCCUGAGAGUGAGAGGCGCAGUACCCGUGUGUCCGCCAGGACCUUCUGCCCAGAGUUUGACCACCACACCGAGUUCCCCUGUGAACUGCAGGUCCAGAGGGGCUCUGGGGAGACCUGCAGCCUGGCUGAGCUCCUGCAGGAGGCCACAGCUGUCUUCACUGUCUGGAAUAGAGACAGUCGCAAGGUGAUGGUCAGCCCAAGAUCAAAGAAUACUCUGUUGGGUACAGUGAGAAUUCAGCUGGCUGAUCUCAUCCAUAAAAGAACAGGUAUCAGUGGGUGGUUUGGAGUGUCUCUGCCUCAGGACCUGACCUCAUCUCCCAGACAUCACAUAUUCGUGGGCGGCCUGGACGUCUCCAUCUACUUUGCCCACCAUGCAGAUAGAGAGAGGGUCAUCACUGCCGCCCGGGGCCUGGGCUGGGAGGUGGGCAGGGAGGAGGGGGUGGAGGAGGAGGAAGAGGAGCCACCCAACGAGGGAGAGGCGUGGGCUGAGACUCGGAGGACCGUGUCCCUCACCGUGUCUAUGCCCAGAGCCUGGCUGCCUGUCCACUGUCUCCUCCUGCCUGGACACAGCGAGCUGCAGCGCUCCACCUACUGCUACUUUAGAUAUAAACUCUACGACGGAGAGGCCUUCUGCUCCCAGCUCAGACACCCUGGUCUGUCUGUGGAGGAGGAUGGAGGUGGAGGGGAGGAGGGCCUGGCCACGGUGGCCUUCAGAGGAAGCAGGACAGUGGAGCUGAGGAGCAGCCAGCCCCUGCUGUGGUACCUCCGGGAGGAGAAGCUGGAGGUGCAGGUGUGGGUGGCCUUUGGGAAGGUCAGGAGACCUAGGCCUCAUGACAUGGACCGGCUGGUGGGCUCAGCCUUUGUGGACCUCUCCUCCCUGGCCAAGAUGGCAAGGCACAAGCUGAAUCUCAGUGGUGUGUACCCCCUGUUCAGGCGCUCCGCCCCAGAUCUGAGUAGAGCUGCUCUGAGGGUUCACAUCACCCUGACCCCUGGAUCCCUCCCAGAGGAGCAGACACCUGGAGGAGGGGACAGCCAGGACCAGGAGGACUGUGACAGCCAGAGAGAGGAGGAGGAGGAGGGAGGGCAGGGAGGCCCCUCAUCCACAGCAGCUGUGUCCAGACAGUCUGGAACACCCAGCAGGCACCAGACCAAGUCCUCCAUGAGUGUAGAGCCUUCACAGCCCUGUGAGGUCAGCAUGGAGGACACUUUCACUGUCACCAUCACUGUGGACAGAGCCAUGCACCUCAGUCUUAAAGGCUGUCCUCUAGCUGAGCGUAGUGGAGGGCUGCCUAGUUGUUGUGUGUCCUACAUCACGGCUGACUCUGCUGAACCAGUCACCACAGCUCUCAUAGCAGACAGUCACUGCCCCGUCUGGGACCACCAGCAGGAGUGCAGGCUGUCAAAGCAACUUCUUCUGGAUCCACAACAGUCCCUGGUGUUCAAAGUCUGGCACAAAGGAGAUGUGGAGCGGGUGAUUGGGUUUGCCUCAGUAGACCUGUCCCCUCUCCUGUCAGGCUUCCAGUCAGUGUGUGGCUGGUACAACAUCACUGACUUCAAUGGCCAGUGCCAGGGCCAGCUCAAAGUGUCUGUCUCCCCACUGAAGGGAGUCCAGGAGCUGCGGGGUCAGAGACAAGCUGUGUGUGAAGAUGGCAACAAAGACUCCUCAGUUCUGUUCCAGACUCUCCCCCUCUACUACCACACCACAGCCACAUACAGCAGCUUCCCCUCCCACAUCAGCCGCUACACAGAGCAGAGAAUCAACUCCACACCCGACCGUCUAGACAGGCUGCUGUCAGAAAGGUCCAGUGAGGGUGACCGGCAUGAUGUGCACAUGGACAAGGUGCGACUGUACCACCAGAGUCUUCAUGAGGGGGGAGUGGGCCGACCCACCAGUGCUGCUGCAGGGGACGCCCAUCCCUCCAGCUCUGUUCUGUUCUCAGCACUCAGGAAAAACCUAAGUGAGUUGGAUGAUAUCCAGAGGUACUUCAGCCGUAAGCUGUCCACCCCUACCUUCCCCUCUCUGAGUGAGCAGGGCCAGGGCCAGCGCUCCAGACUGGACGAGCACAGGGACUCAGACACAGACUCCUCCCAGCUCCUCCUCAAGUCCACCCGCCUGGUAGGGGAGGCUAACAACCUCAUCAGUGGUCUACAGGGACAUCAUUGCUUGGAGACAAUACCUUCUAGCCCCCAAAGCAGCUCAACAACUCCCCCUGUUCCAGAUGACCACCUUCUGCCUGAGGGCUCUGAAACAUUCCCCCAGAGUGCUCCAUGUUCCCAUAAAGCAUCCGGCUCCCCCCAGGAGGACUUGUCUCCUGUCCCUUCACCUGUACCAUGUACGUGUCAGGAACACAGUGAUUCUCAGGCUGAUGAAGAGGAUGACAAGGCCCCUGCAUCUGAAGAUGAUGAAGGGGGAGGUCCCAGAGAGGAGGAGGAGGAUGGAGAUUAUGAGGAGACAGUGGUGGAGCCCAGGCCUCUGAAUGAGGUUACAUCUCUAACAGACAGAACCAGCCCCUGGACCAGCCUGCUGUCAGACCCAGACCUAGCCUCUCUGGAGAGUCUGGAGGCACCAGAGGAGCACCAAGCCUCGGACUACUCCUACCAGCCCAGCCUCACCCAACAGGAGAGGGAGAGGUUAGGUCUGCAGACUGACACCCUGCAGGCUUGGAGCUUUGGUGAGCCCAUAGGCAGCAGACUAGAGGAGAGGGAUCAACAUGUUAACUCUGAGUUCUCUCAUGGACCAGACACAGACGAGGAGGAAGACACGGUUAAUGAUGGUGAGAGGACACUCCAAACCUCUGACCAUGAGGCAGCACUACAUCAGGAGUCCAUCACUGCUCCUCUACAUGAACAGUCCUUAUUGUGUAGUGGAGAGACUGCUAGCAGGGUUCCUGUUGACAGAGAUGCUCUGUCAGAGGAUGAGAUCCCCGGGUUGUUGUACGACACAGCUGCUUUCUCAGAAGAUGACACAGAACAUGUCGUUGGCAUGUCUGACAUAUAUCAGCCAGAAACAUUCCUACACAGAGAAGACAACAGGAAGUCGAAACACUCUGACCCUGUGGAGAUCCCUAAUUUCUUCCUCUCAUCUCACCACAUGGAGGCUUCUAUGAGAGCUCUACGCAUAGCACCCGUUUUCCCCCUGGCCUCUUCUGACCCAAAAAAGAGCUCUCUUAGACAUGGGAUUCUCUGUCGGCGCGUUCCUCGUCCCAGGCCCAAUAUACCACCGUCGUCCAUGAAGAAAGAAGAGACCAAGAGAAUAGCAAAGAUAUUUGCAUCUCAUUUUAAAGACUAACAUUAGCACUUUCUCUAAAUGCUAUUUGAUAUUGUGUGUCGUGCUGUAUAUAAGGUUGAGUGUAUGUUUUCUAAAGGUUUAUGAAUGACCACAUCUUGAUUACAUAAGUGGCAGCUCAUGGACAGUGCUUUCUAAUUAUGUAAAGAAUAUGUACAUUUAAUUUAAAUACUGUUUUUCUAUUGUUUUUAUAAAUUAAAUGGUUUGCCAGUGUAACUGAUGUUUUUUUAAAUGUAUUAUUACUGUGUGCACCAAUGAUCACUGAUGUGGGAGACUCCCAUAGCCUUUUAAGGAUUAUUGUCACGGGGAAAACAUUUUGUCAAGUAGUCAACAGGGUAUCAAGUGUUGACACCUGCCCAGUUUAAGAUUUAAGUCAUUUAGCAGUUGUCCUUGUUUUUCCAACAAAGUGAUGAACAGUUUGUUCUUAGUGACGUCACCUUUGUUUGGAUUUCAGCAGCUGUCAGGGUUAGUGGGCUAGUGUUAGGAAAUGUAUGUAAUAGGGCUACAUUGUUCUAUUCUCUGCGUCACCAGGCAGUCACACACUAUUCACAAGACACUUAUUUUCCUGAAACCAGGAGACUGUAGGAACUUCUGACUGAAAACAUGCACUAGCUCAGGCACACAGCCUCUCAGGGACAUGUAUGGAUUGGCUGAGUGGAUGGGUGCAUGGGUGUUUUAGAAAAAUAUAUAAUUAUGGAGUGUUACAUAGUUAUUGUAGUCUAAUUUAGGUCAGCACUAUUUCAACAAGUCUUAUUGCCUUGGCUCCCUGCUGCAAUGAAAUUCAUUGGAUGUGAGACCUUUUGAGUUUAGGACAACUCUACUGUAUCUUGCAUAUCGGUUGGUCAGUGUUACUGAAAAUGACCAAUUACAUAAUAAAUGAUGUAUGGAA
Coregonus clupeaformis (lake whitefish) is the source of this 7889-nucleotide messenger RNA. RefSeq names its product C2 domain containing 3 centriole elongation regulator (gene c2cd3). NCBI's taxonomy places the organism in Eukaryota, Metazoa, Chordata, Actinopteri, Salmoniformes, Salmonidae. Gene Ontology annotation, biological process: centriole elongation; cilium assembly. Gene Ontology annotation, cellular component: centriole; centriolar satellite. The coding region runs from base 113 to 7003 and encodes 2296 amino acids. The transcript has 35 exons. The record is from RefSeq and is a predicted model, not a curated record.